AGGGUCAGGGGAAGGGCAGGUGUCGAGGAAAGAUGGUGGGACAGGCCUGAGUUUGCUUCUUCCGAGAAGUGUUUCUGUCACUCGAGAAUGUGUACAAGACAGUCUUCUCCCUUUUCUGUGUGUUGUGGUAAAGCGUACGUAGUCGAAGUUUCUAGGAGCACAGUUCAGUGGCAGGAGGCACAUCCCCGCUGUUUGGGACCACGACCGCCGCCCAUCCGCACAGCUCCCCCACGGCCCCAAACGGAAGCUCUGUGCCCACCCCUCCCCUGCCCCUGGGGACCACCGUCUCCUUCUGUCCCCAGGGGCACCCGCACUGUCUUCCCGUGACAGGCGUUAUGUCACUGACCACAGCAUCCUCGAGGUCCAUCCGCGUCCAAGCGCGUGUCGGAAUCUCCUCCCCUUUAAGGUACAGGACUAGUCUGCUGCGUGGACAGACCACAUUCUACCCAUCCGCCGAUAGGCCCAAGAGCUCCUCCCGCCUUUUGGCUGCUGUGAAUAAUGCUGCAGUGAGCGUGGGUGUGGAAAUACAUCCGUGUUUGAUUCCCUGCUUUCGUUUUUGGUUGUGCACCCAGAAGUGGAAUUUCUGCAUCAUAAAGUAACUGUGUUUGAUUUUUUGAGGCAUCACCUGAGUGUUUUCCGUGUGUCUGCGCCCUUUUCUGUUCCUCCUGGCCGUGCACGACGGUACAGUUUCUCCACAUCCUUACCAGUGCCUGUUAUUUUCUGUUUGUUCGUUUGUUUGUUUUUCUAUAACUGUCUGGUGCGCAGUGACAUCUCGUUGUGGUUUGAUUUGCAUUUUUCCUGAUGAUGGGUGCUGUUUUCGUGUGCUUAUUGGUCAUUUCUGUAUCUUCUUUGGAGAAAUGUCUACCCAAGUCUUUGGACCAUUUCUUAAUUGGAUUUUUUGUUGUUUUUUUCGUUGUCGUGUUUCUUUCUCUAUUCUGGAUAUCAGCCCCUCAUCAGAUACGUGACGUGCAAAUAUUUUCUCCCAUUUUGCGGAUUCCAUCUUCAUUCUGUCGAAUGUCUUUUGACGCAUGGGAGCCAGGUUUAGGGGCACACUUGGGAGUUCGCCAGGCAGAGGCACAGCGAGGGUAGAGGCACCGGUGCCGGAGUGGGUGUGCCAUAUGCACAGUGUGAGAACAGCACCUGCAUUAAAAAUGCCCAUUUUCAAGCCCUCUUGGAGGAAGUGUUAGGAAAAGACAAGAAACCUGUGAGAUAUUUAAGGGUUAAAGAGGUGGAUGGAAGACAGAGCUUGGGCAAAGUUUCCAGAUGGCCCACAGAGCACUAGAAGAUGUUACAUGUAAGCUAAGUGUCCCUGCUCCUGCCGACUUCUCUUUACAUGAAAGCGUGAAAAAAUAAAAACUAAAGAUAUGGCAAGCAUAGGUCUUUCAGAAGGCUCUCCAGGGAAAUGGCAUUUUAGGAAUUACUUUACCCUUAAUAAUGCUCCCAGCACGCUCCAGUUGCCAGUACCUGGGGACUGUAGUGAGCCCAAGGACCCAGAAGCACACCGAGCCUUCGGGAGGUCGACGACAGGACCUACAGGAAGUAGGCAUCGACUAUAAGACGACCACUAUCCUGCUGGAUGGACGGCGGGUCAAGCUGGAACUCUGGGACACAUCGGGCCAGGGCAGGUUCUGCACCAUCUUCAGGUCCUACUCCAGGGGCGCGCAGGGGAUCCUCCUGGUGUAUGACAUCACCAACCGCUGGUCCUUUGACGGCAUCGACCGGUGGAUCAAGGAGAUUGAUGAGCAUGCACCCGGGGUCCCCCGGAUCCUGGUUGGGAACCGGCUACACCUGGCCUUCAAGCGGCAAGUUCCAACAGAGCAGGCACGCGCCUACGCAGAGAAGAAUGGCAUGACUUUCUUCGAGGUCAGCCCUCUGUGCAACUUCAAUGUCAUUGAGUCCUUCACGGAGCUGUCCCGCAUCGUGCUUAUGAGGCACGGCAUGGAGAAGAUCUGGAGGCCCAACCGAGUGUUCAGCCUGCAGGACCUGUGCUGCCGGGCCAUCGUCUCCUGCACCCCGGUGCACCUCAUCGACAAGCUUCCGCUGCCGGUCACCAUCAAGAGCCAUCUCAAGUCCUUCUCGAUGGCCAACGGCAUGAACGCCGUCAUGAUGCACGGGCGCUCCUACUCGCUGGCCAGUGGGGCAGGCGGGGGCAGCAGCAAGGGCAACAGUCUCAAGAGGUCCAAGUCCAUCCGCCCCCCGCAGAGCCCGCCCCAGAACUGCUCAAGGAGCAACUGCAAGAUCUCCUAGCAGGACGGGCCGGGUGCCACCCCGUCCAGUUCGCUCCGGGAGGGCUCACGCUUGGGGAGCAUCUCUGGCCGGGCGCUGGGCCUGGCGCUGUGUGCAGGGAAGGCUUUGACCUCACGGCCUCCUGGGAAGCGUGGGGGCUCGCUGCGCGGGCAGUGGUCUGGGCCAGAGAAGCUCCGCGGGACCGGAGAGAGCUGCGGGGAUCUUGGCGGAACAAGCCCAGGACCCUGCAGUGCCAUGCGGCUGGGAAGCGCCCGGGAGGCAGCUCUGCCCGGCCCGGCCUCAAGGGGGCGGUCCUUGGGGACCCAGGAGGCCUGGCUCCCUUUCUUAUUUAUGUGGAAGAUGUUCACCUUUCUGUACAUUUUUAAAGGACGGGCAGGGAGGCCUUUGGUGCAGCCACACGUGAGCCCCUGUCAGCUGUGGGGUCAAGCUUCGGGACCUUGGGAUAGGGAGGGGAUUUGAGGCAAAGACGAGGAGGAACCCCCAAGACUUCACCCUUUGAGUUCAGACACUUCACGUGGGGUGUGGGCUGUGCAGAGACCAUAGGGGACAGGUGGGAGCUUUGGGCAGGGCCCUAGGCCCCGUGGCUGCCUCCGCCAGCCUGAGUACGGGGCUCCUUGUGCCCCCCCCAAGGGGCUGGGCAGCCCGCAUGGCCCCGGCGGUCUGAAUGGUGCGGCCACACCUUCCUGGGUGACAUCCUGCGCGUCUCAGAUGGGCUCAGAGCUGGGGGCAAUUUCCUAGGUUCCCCAGGGGAAUGUUGGGGCUUCUCGGAGGGGAUAGUGGGAUGCACUCCCCCCGUGUCCCUCCACGUGUGGGGGCAAACAGCCUCCCCCUUGACUCUGCACCUUCCCUUCCGGUCAUAUCUCUGUCUGUUGCUCCAUGAAACCGGCUCAGCAUCUCCCGUGAGAAGACGCCGAGAUCCUCAGGGGGGCUGUCAGGUGCUCUGCGGGUCUGGACAGACCUGCCUGUUUGUCUCCUGGGGCACCUGGCCUCCACUCUUGUCACCUUCCGUCUGCUGGCCUCGGGUGUGACCCCACAGCUGCUCCUGGCCUGGCAUCACCCCUCGGGGUCACACGUCACCAGAACCGUUCUGACCCAGAUUUUCUUAGUGAUGCUGCCUGGAGUGGUGCCGGCAGCAGAGACACCGAGCCUCUCCUGGAGAACUCGCCAGCCAGCCUCCUCCUGCCACCUGGUUGGUGACACGGCCACCGGGUCACACUGGUGCUCAGCUCUACCUCCUACUCACGGCCCCAUCCUGGGCUCUGGGACUCUCCUGUCCUGGGUGUCUGGGAGGCAGGGUGGGGGCCGUGGCCCGGGUGUGCAGGGGCACCCAGGGUCCCCGUGUGAGGCCUGGCCUCAGCAGGGUCAGGCAGAGGAGGCCACACCCAUCCUGUCUUGCCUGUCAGGCCCCUUUCUUCGGACUUUGAACCCCGUCACAUAGACUGUGUUUUGAGGACGUGGACAGUCCUACGUUCACCUUAUCAACACUACUUUUCGCUGCUGACACACCAUUCCUGUGCUCAUUUUGGACAGUUUUUGUUUCUUUGUACAGUAAACCUAAUUCAGCUCUGAUUUUCAGGCUGCGUUUUAUAGAAAUUAAAGCCUCUGGUUUUAACUGGC
This is a messenger RNA of Prionailurus viverrinus (fishing cat), 3864 nucleotides long. It is a transcript of the gene RAB40C, whose product is annotated as RAB40C, member RAS oncogene family. Gene Ontology annotation, cellular component: endosome; plasma membrane; synaptic vesicle. The coding region runs from base 1435 to 2247 and encodes 270 amino acids. The record is from RefSeq and is a predicted model, not a curated record. Gene Ontology annotation, biological process: intracellular signal transduction; protein localization to plasma membrane. NCBI's taxonomy places the organism in Eukaryota, Metazoa, Chordata, Mammalia, Carnivora, Felidae. Gene Ontology annotation, molecular function: GTPase activity; GTP binding. The transcript is spliced from 6 exons.